CGUUCGGUGCGGGGCGGUCGGCGGGGCCGGUGCUGUUAGUGCGGGGCCGGUUCGGGGCGAUGGGCGCGGCACGGGAGCUCGCAGGGUACCUGGCGGCGCUGGGCGGGUGGGUGGCGGCGAUAGCGGCCGCAGUGCUGCCCCACUGGAGGCAGAGCUCCUACGCCGGGGACGCCAUCAUCACGGCCGUGGGGCUGCACCAGGGUCUGUGGAUGAGCUGCGCCGCGCAGAGCACCGGACAGGUGCAGUGCCGCCUCCACGAGUCGCUCCUCUCCCUCGACGUUCACAUCCAGACCACCCGGGCUCUCAUGGUGAUUUCUCUCCUCCUGGGAUUCUUCGGAGUCGUUGUGAGCGUGGUGGGCAUGAAAUGCACCAAAGUUGGGGAAAGUGAUCCCGUUACCAAGGGCCGCGUUGCUGUUGCUGGUGGUGUCUUCUUCAUCCUCUCCGGUUUGUGCACGUUGACCGCCGUGUCCAUGUAUGCAGCACGGGUGACUCAAGAGUUCUUCAGGGACAACGGUGUCCCCAAGAAUGCCAAGUACGAGUUCGGCUCCGCUCUCUUCAUCGGCUGGGGGGCCGCCAGCCUCAGCAUGCUGGGAGGUGCUCUGCUCUGCUGCUCCUGCUCCACCAAGGAGCGUCGGGCGCAGCCGUACUACCGGCAGUCGCAGCCUUCCACGGCUCGGGAACCCCCUGUAAAAAAGCCUCCUUCACCCCUCAGGGCAGAGCAGCGCCUGUAGCCUGGCUUCACCCAUGGGUGCUGGGGUGGCUGCACCCAAGUGAUGGGGGUCCAGAAACCCCCACCUAAAGCUCCCGUGUGAGGAUUGGGAAGAAAACCCAUCCCAAAGAUGUUUUUGUAUCAAGCCCAGCGUGCUGCAGGAAAAAAAAAAAAACGGUUUUAUUCUUUUACUAUAAAAUUACAUUCACUCCCCUCCGGGUGUGUGGUGGGAAUGGGGCCGGGUUGGGGUUUUAAAUGCUUUUUUUUUGUGACUCAGUGGUAUUAAAAUAUUUCUGAUUGUGGUCAUCUUUCUGCAAUCGCCUCUUUGUUCUUUCCUCUCCCAAAUCCCAAGCUGCUCCUUGGCUUCGACGAAGGGGAUUCUCCCCAUCCUGACCGUUUUCUGCGUCUCUGGCUAAAAAAACUCAAGUUUUUUUUGCUAGGUGUUGCUGUGAAAGGAGGGAAUUUGGCCUUAAAAAGUGCUGGAUUUAAGGCUGAGCCCACAGAAGAGCCCAGGUGUCCCCCAGAGCAGCGCUGCACCGAGGAUCUCAGGUUCAGUCCCCUCGCAGGGCUCUUCUGGAGGCUGGAAUGUCACCAGCAUCCUCCUCUGAUGGACCCUCAAAGCUGGGCUUUCCUUUAUUUGCUGUCAUCUCAGAGCUGGUUUGUGCCUAACGGGCUGCUUUGCUAAUUAAAGCUGAUUUUUGCUUUCCCUGUGGAGGGGCGGGGACCACUCCUUGUGAUGCAAUGCUUGGUUUUCCUUGGAAGAUGAUGCUUCCCACCUACGUUUUUACAUGGCUGAUGUCUUAUCUCAGCAUCCUUGUCCUGCCCACAGCACCUGGACCACGGAUACACUGCAUCCCACCUCUGCAAACAGCGAUUUGGGGUCCUUGGUGACUCCCGUGACAGCUCUGUGGGUCACCCAAGGGCUCCCUGGGAAUGGAUGCCCAGCCUGGAAGCACGUCAAGGGUGGGGUGCUGGGUGGGAAAAAUAGUUGAGCUGCGAUAACGUGUUUGGGGGUACAAAGGCCCCCACUGUCCUCCAAACAAUCCCUCGUGUGUUCUGCACAGGGCGAAGCGUGAUAAAAUAUGGGAACGGGAUGUUGGGCUCACUGCAAUACGUGGGAUCUGCCUUUGUCCAUAGCGCAUCCAGGCUGAAAUGUGUCCGUCCCCUUCCACCACUCUGCUUUUGCCAAAUAAAAAUCAGUGUGAUGAACAAUAUUGAGGUGUUUUGGUGUAGCUGUUGCGUCACUGACAGCCCAGAAACCAACCGUGUCCUGGGCUGCGCCCGGAGCAGUGGGACCAGCAGGACCAGGGAGAGGAUUCUGCCCUUCUGCUCCGCUCUGGUGAGACCCCCUUGGAACUUCGUGUCCAAUUGUGGAGUCCUCAUCACAGGAAGGACAUGGAACUGUUGGAACAAGUCCAGAGGAGGCCAUGGAGAUGAUCUGAGGGCUGGAGAACCUCUUAGAAUUGUAGAAUCAUAGAAUAGUUUGGGUUGGAAGGGACCUUAAUGAUCAUCUAGUUCCAACCCCCCUUCCAUGGGCAGGGACAUCCCUGUAGAGUCCCACCUCUUCUAUGAAGACCUGCUGAGAGAG
Messenger RNA from Cuculus canorus (common cuckoo), 2297 nucleotides. RefSeq names its product claudin 19 (gene CLDN19). Gene Ontology annotation, biological process: bicellular tight junction assembly; cell adhesion. Gene Ontology annotation, cellular component: plasma membrane; bicellular tight junction. Gene Ontology annotation, molecular function: structural molecule activity. Bases 60 to 731 code for a protein of 223 amino acids. NCBI's taxonomy places the organism in Eukaryota, Metazoa, Chordata, Aves, Cuculiformes, Cuculidae. The transcript has 5 exons. The record is from RefSeq and is a predicted model, not a curated record.